UCCACAUUUUUUUUAUAUCUCCCAUUGUAUCGUCGACACUCUGACCCGUGACCCGGUUUACUUAACUUGGCUCCGGCGAUGUCAAUGAGAAGAUGAAAAAUGCAAUAUUCCGACCUUUCUUCUCGUCGCGUGGCUUCUGCACUUCGCUCAUCUCACACCAUCAACCAUUUCCGCAAAACCAUGACUUCAUUCCUCCCUCUACUUCGUUUUCCAAUGCUCUGCAGCUUUACAUUAAUUCCGAGACUCCUUCCCACGGCCAAAAGAUCCAUUCCAGCAUUCUGAAAUCUGGGUUUGUUCCAAACACAAAUAUUUCCAUCAAACUACUUAUAUUGUACCUCAAAUGUAAUUGCUUGAGGUAUGCACGCCAGGUGUUUGAUGAUUUGCGGGACAGAACUUUGUCUGCUUAUAAUUAUAUGAUUAGUGGCUAUCUCAAACAAGACCAAGUUGAAGAGUCUCUUGGUUUAGUUCAUAGGCUUUUAGUGUCUGGUGAGAAGCCUGAUGGCUUUACUUUUUCAAUGAUUUUAAAGGCGUCUACUUCUGGGUGUAAUGUUGCGCUGCUUGGUGAUCUGGGUAGAAUGGUGCAUACCCAGAUCCUUAAAUCUGAUAUUGAGAGAGAUGAAGUUCUUUGUACUGCACUGAUUGACUCUUAUGUUAAGAAUGGGAGGGUUGCUUACGCGAGGACUGUGUUUGAUGUGAUGUCGGAGAAGAAUGUGGUAUGUUCAACAUCCCUCAUCUCCGGUUACAUGAAUCAAGGGUCUAUUGAAGAUGCUGAAUGUAUAUUUCUGAAAACGAUGGACAAGGAUGUGGUGGCAUUUAAUGCGAUGAUAGAAGGCUACAGCAAGACAUCUGAAUAUGCCAUGAGAUCUCUUGAAGUUUACAUUGACAUGCAAAGGUUGAACUUUAGGCCAAAUGUUUCUACAUUUGCCAGCGUAAUUGGUGCUUGCUCCAUGCUUGCGGCAUUUGAAAUUGGGCAACAAGUACAAAGUCAGCUUAUGAAGACUCCAUUUUAUGCCGACAUAAAACUGGGAAGUGCCCUUAUAGACAUGUAUGCCAAAUGUGGAAGAGUUGUGGAUGCUCGAAGAGUUUUUGACUGCAUGCUUAAGAAGAAUGUUUUUUCAUGGACAUCUAUGAUUGAUGGAUAUGGGAAGAAUGGGUUUCCUGAUGAAGCACUUCAGCUAUUUGGAAAGAUCCAAACAGAAUAUGGCAUUGUGCCCAAUUAUGUGACAUUCCUUAGUGCUCUUUCAGCUUGUGCACAUGCUGGACUUGUAGAUAAGGGUUGGGAGAUCUUUCAGAGCAUGGAGAAUGAAUACUUGGUAAAGCCAGGAAUGGAGCAUUAUGCUUGCAUGGUUGAUCUGUUAGGUCGAGCAGGGAUGCUGAAUCAGGCUUGGGAGUUUGUCAUGAGGAUGCCUGAGAGACCGAAUUUGGAUGUGUGGGCUGCUUUACUUAGUUCUUGCAGACUCCAUGGUAAUUUAGAGAUGGCAAAAUUAGCUGCAAAUGAGCUUUUUAAGCUGAAUGCUACUGGAAGACCGGGGGCAUAUGUUGCACUAUCUAAUACUUUGGCAGCUGCUGGGAAAUGGGAAAGUGUAACUGAGCUUAGAGAAAUAAUGAAGGAGAGAGGAAUAUCCAAGGACACUGGCCGAAGUUGGGUUGGAGCUGAUAGUGUCUUUUAGUUUUUAUAAAAGGUGCAAAGAUGCACGACAACAUUUUUUUUAAAUGAGAUGAUCCCUCUAGAUUGCUUCUUGUGCUUCUAACAAUAAUGUAAAGUAUUUAUUGAAAUAUGAAACAAUGUUUGAUGAAGUGGAGAUACAAUGGUGGCUUUAAGAGGAAGUUGCAGAAAGUAUGGUUCAAGGAGGUUAAUCACAACUGAUCAAAUAGAAGAAAACACAAAAUGCAGUUACUGACUAUUUUGAGCAAGGCUGAAGUCAAGUCCGGCUGCUGCAAACUAUAUAAAUUAUUAUAUAUGUGUAUGCAUAUAACCACAAUCUCAAUCAUUAAAUUUUUCAAUCAAUAUUUGUAACUCUUCGUUUUACUCUUUAUAGUGAAAUUUAGAGGAAAUUAAUCUGUUCAUCAAAUUCAUAUGGCA
Glycine soja is the source of this 2083-nucleotide messenger RNA. Its product is annotated as pentatricopeptide repeat-containing protein At1g28690, mitochondrial-like. The transcript has a single exon. The record is from RefSeq and is a predicted model, not a curated record. Gene Ontology annotation, molecular function: protein binding; RNA binding. Lineage: Eukaryota; Viridiplantae; Streptophyta; Magnoliopsida; Fabales; Fabaceae. Gene Ontology annotation, biological process: RNA modification. The coding region runs from base 93 to 1670 and encodes 525 amino acids.